Messenger RNA from Serendipita indica DSM 11827, 327 nucleotides. The record is from the annotation of a GenBank genome assembly. NCBI's taxonomy places the organism in Eukaryota, Fungi, Basidiomycota, Agaricomycetes, Sebacinales, Serendipitaceae.
AUGGAGUCUCUCCUUACGGCAUUGGAGACGCUAGUAGACGAGGCAGCCGACGCGAGCUACGAAGUCGAAUACUCGAGUGGAGUACUUACACUUAAACUCGGAGAGCUUGGAACAUACGUGAUCAACAAGCAGCCUCCUAACAAACAAAUAUGGCUAUCCUCCCCAACGAGCGGCCCUAAACGCUAUGACUACGACGUUGAAUCCGGGAAGUGGGUAUACAGUCGAGAUGGCGUAUCCCUUGGAACCUUACUCGAGCAAGAGUUGUCUUCAGCAUUCGAUAAAGAGAUCCGAUUUGGGAUAGAGCCACAAGACCAGGGUUCAGCCUAG